UCUCCGCGUCUCCAGGGCUCUGCCAAGGGCUCUGAAAUUCGGAGGGAGGAACAUGCCCACCUGGAGCAUUCAUUUCCAGGGACGAACUUUCCCACCCGGGCUAGGACCCUCCCCGCGCCCAGUAGUUCCCAGGCUGGUGCGCACGCACCGCACAGGUUUCUCGCCUUCUCCCGAAGCCCUGGGGAUGCCCUGGCGGUUCCUCCUAGGACGGCGCCCCGCCUCGCCUCUGUCCCCAGGGACCGACCCUGAGGACCUGCCCUGUGCCUCUCGUGGGCCUGGGCUCUGCCCGGCGGCGCGAGGCGCAGUGCGGGCGGCUGCAGUGGCGGCGCCCCUCCCGGACUUCGGAAAGGAGUGCGGAGGUUUGGGGGACCCAUGCAACCCUCUUCAACCUCUGAUGGAGCAGGGACGUGUUCUCAGUCUCAAUCCCAUAGACUCAGGUCCUCCCACCCUCACGCCGCCGUGGAAGAGCUGGGCUUGGGAACACCCGCUGUGGGGCACCUCCCGCUAUCUGGAUGCUUCUGUCUGGAAAGCAAAGUUCAGGUUGGACUCUGGCCACGAAGGCUCUGCGGGCCCUCCCCCACGCUCACCACAACAGCGCAGGGCUGCCUAACCCCGGGGGAAAGGACUUAAACAGGAUACUGAAUAGGGGACUCCGAUGAGUAGAAUGGCCAUGCAGGGUUAAAUCUCUACAUUUUGGAAAGGGCAUGCCAGGCGAAGUAGGAGCACUGGCAGAGACCUUACUUUCCAGUGUCUCCUGGGCAAGUCGCCAUUGCCUCUCCAGCCUGCCAGUGAUAACAUCUGUGAACUUGAAGGUCUGCCCCUGUGCCUUUCCUGCCAUUGGUUUGGAGCAUCUUCAAGAAAGCAAUAGGUGUUUGGUUUCAGAGACCAAAGGCCCUGGCAGCGUGCAGGAAGCAGCGUGGAGACUGCAGAGUCCUCCUGGAGAACACGGUGACCAUGACAAUUCAAGACAGCAUGCUCCUUUUGGAUGGUUUCCGGACGCACAAUCUGUAGCUACAUCUGCGAUCGAAGGCCACAUAGAAGCUUCAGGCAGCGAAAGCCAUGAAUCUCUUAUGGGAGAAUGGGGAUUCCAAAAAGGACAAGAGAUGCCUGCUAACGCAGCUCCAUGUUUGGCAGAGACACUGCCUUCUAGCAUCCUGCUCGUGGACAGAGGUGAAGACGACGUGAGCCUUGCCCAGCUGGACAGACAGGACUCGGAGGACUGGGAGAUGGUGUCCAGGCACUCGUCUUGGGGGGAUAUUGGCUUGGGUGGCAGUCUUGAGGCUCCGACAUUAAGCCCGAACCAGGGAGCGGACUAUGGCAGAAACAGCCUUGUGGAAGCAAGUGGUCAGGAAGCGGAUGUUAAGACAAAAAGGAAAGUGAUGACUUCAGAGUCUCAGCAAGUCAGUGUCAGGUUCCAGGUCCAUUAUGUCACCAGCACCAGGGCGCAGUUCGUUGCCAUCACUGGAGACCAUGAGAGGCUUGGGAGGUGGACCACUUACCUCCCCCUCCAGUACAGCCCGGGGGGGCUCUGGUCUCGUUCUGUCUCCCUGCCAGCAGAUACAGUGGUCGAGUGGAAGUUUGUGGUGGUGGAGAAGGGGCAGGUUACUCGCUGGGAAGAAUGCGGCAAUAGGCUGCUGCAAGUUGGCCGCGAGGAUACGUUGGUUCACAAGUGCUGGGGGAUUCACUGAUGCGGUUUGCAGGGGGUUGGAGAAACCGUUGCAGAAUGUGGAAGGGGCUCAGGUUGUGGAGCACACUCAAUAAUCGGAAAUAAAGGAGGUAUAACUCCAAGUUUAGCCGAGUUGUUUCAGAUUUGCUAGUGGCUUUUGUUUAAUGGGCAGAAAUAUGUACGUGGAUUAUGCUUCCAGUGAAUGUGGGCUUUUUCUGUGGCCGUGGUGGAUGGAUUAUGCUGACCCAUCAAUACUAUAGGGCUUGGUCCUCUAGGGGAGUGACGUGGCUAAGCUUGGUCAGGGAGCACAAAGGCUAACCAGCUGCACAGGGUUCAAGCUCGAGCCUUUGGGUGAUCCUUAAAGCAGGGGAGCAAAACAAGUUGAUGUCCUUGUGGUGCAGCUGGAGAAACGUGCUUUUUACUACAUGUACUAUACACUUUAUGUUUAAAAAUAGUUGCCACCAUAUGGAACUGUGAGCAGAAAACAUCUGGUCAACUAGAUGUGAUUAGGAAGGUUAUGAGAUUUCCCAUUGUUUUUGGCUUGAUUUUACCUGCCUGGUAUGGUUUGAAGGUAGGAAGUAUGUCUUUGUCAUGGGAUCAAAGGCUAGUGUAGAAAUAAGGGCC
This is a messenger RNA of Myotis davidii, 2290 nucleotides long. RefSeq names its product starch binding domain 1 (gene STBD1). Lineage: Eukaryota; Metazoa; Chordata; Mammalia; Chiroptera; Vespertilionidae. Gene Ontology annotation, cellular component: membrane. The coding region runs from base 705 to 1688 and encodes 327 amino acids. Gene Ontology annotation, molecular function: starch binding. The transcript is spliced from 2 exons. The record is from RefSeq and is a predicted model, not a curated record.